Molecule: messenger RNA, 438 nt
Organism: Adineta ricciae
Lineage: Eukaryota; Metazoa; Rotifera; Eurotatoria; Adinetida; Adinetidae
Source: the annotation of a GenBank genome assembly
AUGUCUCAUUCAACUAGUACAACACAUCAUUCGGGCGCAACGCAUGCUGCUGGUACAACUCAUUCUACGGGUCAUUCGUAUAAGCAUACAGUUGAACAAUUUACCGAAGCAUUGAAUAACAAUCACUUGAAUAAUCUUGAAAAAUAUCUCGAUGCAAACGUGGUGAAAACGGUCGAUUCUCAAACAGUCUAUAAAGAUGUCAAAGAAGCACAACAGUAUUACACAAAAGAACACAAUGAUAAUAAAUCAGCGCACUGGAAAAUCGUUCACUUUCCUGAUAAUGUAGAUCAUGCAGCAACGACUGCUCGAGCUCGUAUAUCAUAUAACAACAAGACAUACAACACAAAUUAUACAUUCUCAUCAACAGGAAAAAUUCAGCGUAUCGAAGCUCAAACAGAAAACAAUGCGAAUCCACCAGCAGCAACAACAGCUCAUUGA